Messenger RNA from Tarenaya hassleriana, 917 nucleotides. RefSeq names its product protein FLOWERING LOCUS T-like. Bases 224 to 751 code for a protein of 175 amino acids. Lineage: Eukaryota; Viridiplantae; Streptophyta; Magnoliopsida; Brassicales; Cleomaceae. The transcript has 4 exons. The record is from RefSeq and is a predicted model, not a curated record.
ACAUCACAGACAACGUUUUCGACAAGAGCAAAGUGAACACAGACAGAUAAAGAAGAUUCUAGCUAGUGAUGAUUCACGCACACACAAUUUUUUUUUUUAAAAAAAUACACACACAUACACAAACUCUAUAAAUAGCAAGACGACUCAGCUUCAUGGGUUCAUACAGAGAUUAUAUAUAUAGCAAUUAUAGUGUAUGCAUUGAGAUAGUUCACUGAUCAAAAGAAUGGCGGCGAGAGACCCCCUUGUGAUUGGGAGAGUUGUGGGAGAUGUUCUUGAGCCAUUCACAAGGUCCAUUCCACUUAGGGUUAUAUACAACCAAAGAGAGGUCACCAAUGGCUGUGAUCUUAGGCCUUCUCAUGUUUCCCACAAACCUAGGGUUGAGAUUGGUGGAGACGACCUUAGGACUUUGUACACCUUGGUGAUGGUGGAUCCUGAUGCACCGAGUCCAAGCAAUCCCCAUCUCCGAGAAUAUCUCCACUGGUUGGUGACUGAUAUUCCUGCCACAACCGGAGCAAGCUUUGGGAACGAGGUCGUGUGCUACGAGAAUCCACGGCCGACGUCGGGGAUCCACCGGUUCGUGGUGGUACUGUUCCGACAGCAGCUCGGGAGGCAAACGCUGUAUGCGCCUGGCUGGAGACAGCACUUCAACACGAGAGAGUUCGCUGAGCUCUACAACCUUGGCCUGCCUGUUGCCGCUGUCUACUUCAAUUGCCAAAGGGAAAGUGGAUGUGGCGGACGAAGAUUAAUGUAGCCUCCUUAAUCGUUGGAUAUCUUGAGGUUAUUAAAAUUAUUAUACGUAUUGUUAUUAAAAGCAUAUAUGUAUGUAUGUAAAUGUAUGUAUGUAUGUAUGUAUGAUACUGUAUGAUGGUACGUUGGUGUAGCGAGUUGGAAUAAAAUAUCGGUUGUGAUCAACAAUA